AGAAAAGAAAUCGCCGAAUCUUCAAUCGGAAGUUGAAUAAUGUGGGCGGGCAUGUGCCCGACGGGUGCGCGUGCGCGGCUGUGUACUUAGCGGGAAAUGCGCGUGUGGUGGGGGGCGCAGGCGGCGCUCAACAUGCGUGUGUGGGUGGCCACCGUGAUCGCGGCGCUGGCGCUGCGCUCGGCGGCCGAGCCCGCGUCGCGUCGGCACCCGGCCGAGUGGCACACCCGCGACCUGACGCACUCCCGCCCUCUCCACGAGCUGUUCGAGCCCGACGGCCCUGAGGCUCCCGUCGCGUUCGCGCCGCCGUCGCCGGCGCUCCAACCUUCUGCACUGCGCAAGGAGCGCCGACGUGCAAAAAACUUUAACAAACGCACGCCCCGCCUCCCUUCGGAGAUCGCGAGCCAAAUGAUGUUAAGAGCAUCGCGCUCUAGUCGACCCUACGAUGUGCCCCAAAUAGAAUGCCCGCCGGCGGCAGACGGCAUGGAACGGUUCGCGUGUCCGACGCCAGAUCGGCAGGGCCGCUAUCGCUGCAUCGACGACCACGUGCUCUGCGACGGAUUCAUCGAUUGCCCCAGUGGUGAGGACGAGGAUCGUCAGUCCUGCAUGUUCUAUAAGACGACAAAGGCACACUUGGACGUACUGGCCGACGCGCUCCUACGGUGGGCCCGCGGUCGCUAAAGACCCCGGUCCCGACUCCGUGCUCCUACAACCGCCAGUGCUACUCGGACUCCAGUAAGUGACCCCCGACCGAGGGCCCGCGGCUGCAGCCCCGCGUGCUCGCGGUCGCUCUAAGCUGCGAACUCCCAUUCCAAGUAUUCGGGCAAAACCAGUCAAGACAACUAGUAGAGAUGCGUUGAGCGUAAUGAAACAUAUCAAGUAGUGGUGCAGCCUUUGCCAAAAACUUGACCACUUAAAGUGUAGUGUAAGGUUUCCGACAGCGAAUAGACGCGAAACACAUUUGACUCAUGCAGGUGCGCGCGCGCAUGACGCGUUGGAAGGCAGUGGUGCGAUCUGGUUUCGUCCCAAUUUACCUCUCGGCAGCUGAUUUAUUUUCAAGCAUUUCGUACCUUCUAGCACUUAUUUAACUAAAAUGUGAGACUGGUAGUCGACAUUGUUAGUCGGUAGGACAUAUACAUACAUAAAUAUUUUAGAAGAAUAGUUCUUCAUUUGACAAAACAUAAAUAUUUAUAUCGAUUUGUUAAAGUAUUUAUUCACUCUAUGUAUUUACUCUAUAUUAAGUUACUACAUUCCUUAUUAUAAUGAGGGUUGUAAAGUAAAUAAGAGAACUCUAAGAAUGUGUACAUAGGUAUACCUAAUUAUUCUGUGUUUGUUUAAAUUCGGCCUACAUUUGGCGAGUGGCGUCAAUAUACGCUCGGUUUUGCGCCGGCGUUUUGGGCGUUUGCGCCGACGGCGAACAGUUAUAUUUUUUAAUUAUGAUUAUUUAUAAAAUACCAAACGUUGUUUUGUCAAAGACCUUGAGUAUUUUAAUAUGACAUUCAUCUCAACUA
This is a messenger RNA of Hyposmocoma kahamanoa, 1508 nucleotides long. RefSeq lists its product as uncharacterized. The coding region runs from base 97 to 678 and encodes 193 amino acids. Gene Ontology annotation, biological process: positive regulation of MAPK cascade. Gene Ontology annotation, molecular function: protein binding; transmembrane receptor protein tyrosine kinase activator activity. Gene Ontology annotation, cellular component: terminal bouton. NCBI's taxonomy places the organism in Eukaryota, Metazoa, Arthropoda, Insecta, Lepidoptera, Cosmopterigidae. The transcript has 3 exons. The record is from RefSeq and is a predicted model, not a curated record.